Messenger RNA from Truncatella angustata, 1596 nucleotides. RefSeq lists its product as uncharacterized. The transcript has 2 exons. NCBI's taxonomy places the organism in Eukaryota, Fungi, Ascomycota, Sordariomycetes, Amphisphaeriales, Sporocadaceae. The record is from RefSeq and is a predicted model, not a curated record. The coding region runs from base 222 to 1382 and encodes 386 amino acids.
CCAGGCUGGCUGAAGUCGUGAUUCUACGUCACCCCCACUUGGGUAGCAUUUCGGCAAACACUAGGUUGAGUAACUAUGGAGAACUUGUAGCGGAAGAUUAGAGCGGCCCGCUCUGAUUGAUAACCCUCUUUAUACUGUACCUAAGUCAGCUAACCACAUCCAUCACACCCUCUACAGAACUUCUUUUCUCUUUCGCUCCCCAUAUCUAUCAAUCAUAGAAUAUGGACAAGUGGAAUGACUUGAAAAAGAAGGGCUGGCACCCUGAGAAGGGUGGCACCGUGACUGGCCUGGGCCUGAGGAACAAGGCGAAAGGCAUGGCCGGUCGCGGCGACUCAUCGGCGGACUUAAAAGGUAGCGACCACGUCGCCGCCCCUCUAUCAUCCCUCCGCGACCCAGCCAGCUUCGCACCGCCGCCGAAGCGCGAUCCCACACAGCCUCUGCCCGCCUCUACCGGUCCAUAUGCGCCCGCGCCACCAACCUCCGCCAGGCCGACCCCUCAACCUCCCGCGCGGUCCGCCAGCACCGCAUCACAGCAACAGCUGGAAGGCGUGGCGGAACCGGCGCCCAGAUCCUCAAAGGGGUGGCAGCUCGACACCACGGGCCUCUCCACCUCCCACCUGCCACCACCGCCCGGACGGACGGGAACGCCGACAUCGACUGCGCCGCCUCCGGCAUACUCGCCUACCGCAUCUCGAGCUCCGGCCGCAAGAGGACCACCGCCGUCAUUACCACCCCGGCUGCCGCCCAGGUCUGGUACCAGCUCGCCCGUGCGGACGGGAUCUUCUGCGCCACCUCCCCGAGCCCCGGCGCAGACACACCUGGACACGCAAUCACGUGCAGAAAACGGAUAUCUGAACCAGGGCGCCAUGAACAGGUUGGGCGCCGCCGGUAUAUCCGUGUCCAGUCUGGGGAUAGGGGGUGGUGGUAAUACGAGCCCGCCGGCGGCAGCGGCCGCUCCCGCUCCGGCGCAAGGAACGACAUGGCAACAGAAGCAGGCUGCCCUGAGAACGGCCUCGCAGUUCCACAAAGACCCCUCGUCGAUUUCCUUUGCGGACGCCAAGACCGCGGCGGGCACGGCGAAUAACUUCCGGCAGAGGCACGGGGAGCAGGUUGCGGGUGGGCUGCGAACGGCGAACAGCCUGGGCCAGAGGUUUGGUAUCACAGAACAAGCAAAGGCAGGCGACAGCCCUGUGACGAGUCCCGGCGCUGGCACGGCUGGUGCCCAGCAACAGCCCGCAAGAGCAGUUUCGGUAGCCAGUCUGGCAUCAGCAAUAGGCAAGAAGAAGCCCCCUGCACCGCCACCUCCUAGAAAGAAGCCUGAGCUCGGUGGGAAUGCUGGAGCACCGCCGCCAGUACCAUUGAGUACGAGACCGACGUUUUAGAUUCCGUGCUUGACGCAAAUCUCAUGUCCAUGAUAUCUGGUCGACUUGGGGUCGCCUUGUUACGCGUUUGACGAAUUGCAUUUACAACAACUCUCAAAUAGCACCGGCCUGGCGUUGUGCAUGGGCACUAGGAUUUUGUAUGUUGAGCUCGACGAGUUCGCUCCUCUACGGUGGUGAUUGACAUCUCACCAUCGGUAACGCUACCCCUGGCGAA